UGUAAACCAAGUUCAUGAACCAACUUUUCCAAAACCAACCCAUCAACCCCUAUAUAAACUUCCCCACCCCAAUUUUUUUCCCCAAACCACUCACUCUCUUUUGCGUUCUCAUCAUAUCUUCCUAUUACACUCACUCAACUCAAACUCUAUACACCCACGAUUACACUUCCAUUUGUAUACACAUACGCUAAUAAUGUGCGCAGAAGAUGAUUUUGAUGCCAGUUUCGCUCUCAUGAAGUCGAUAAGUCGUCACUUGCUUGGUGAGUUUGAAGCUCCGUCGAUUAACUCCGGCGAUAACCCCACAGACUACUGCUGGGUUAACGACUUGUUCCCUUGUAUCAUCUAAUCCAAGGAAGAGCUGCCUCUGAAGGAGAACCAGUCGGAGGACAUAGUUUCGCUUCCAACUCCAGCGGUGGCGACCACCGCCACUGUUACCGAAAUCAGUAACUUUUCGGAAUCUGUUGCGCUACCUGAAACGACGGCGGUGGAGUCGAAGGGGUGGCGAUACAGGGGAGUGAGGAGGCGGCCGUGGGGGAAGUACGCGGCGGAGAUUAGGGAUCGGGCCAAGAAUGGGGCUAGGGUUUGGCUGGGGACCUAUGAGACGGCGGAGGACGCCGCCGUGGCCUAUGACAUUGCGGCGUAUAAGAUGCGCGGGUCACGUGCGCUUCUGAAUUUUCCGCUCCGGAUUAAUUCGGGUGAGCCGGAGCCGGUGCGGGUGACAUCGAAGAGAUCAUCGCCGGAUCAAUCUUCUUCGUCGUCAUCGGAGAAUGGUUGUUCAGGGAAGAGGAGGCGGAAGAAGGUGGUGGCGAAAGUGGAGCCGGUGGUGGUGGUUCCACCUCCUAAGUUGAAGGAAGUAGUAGUAGGAGGAAGAGAGAGUGGAUUGGAGACAAUACAAAUACAAUUUGGCCCCAAUUAUUCCACUUGGUCCAUGGCUUCUGAGUUCUGACCAAGGGCUGUUUGGGAUUGUGCAUAUAUGAUUUUUUGUUGUUUAACUGAUCCUUUUCUUGGAUCAGAAUUUUUUUGUUUUUGUUUUUGUUUUUUUUUUUUGUUCUUACGGAAAACAUUUGUACAUCUCAUGAAAAUGAAUGAUCCUUUUGAGCAUUUGAAAUGCGAUAUCUCUCAUCAUUUUAUCUCUGAA
Messenger RNA from Camellia sinensis, 1138 nucleotides. NCBI's taxonomy places the organism in Eukaryota, Viridiplantae, Streptophyta, Magnoliopsida, Ericales, Theaceae. The record is from RefSeq and is a predicted model, not a curated record.